AUGGGAGGAGCGUACCUGCAGCCACUGGAUCCCCACAGCCACAAGGCGUCGAGCAAAAAUCCUGGCUAUUUCCUGUCCAAAACUACCUGCGCCUGGCUCGUCUGUGGUUUCCUCUCCUUGGCUCUCCUCCACCUCCUCUGCUGCUCCCCCGCCGGCACCCAACGAGCGGCGCUCUCUCCUCUGCUCCAGUACAUCAACAACACCUACUCCUUCGUCUCAACAGUUCCAGGUCCUCAAUCAGCAGAAGAAACUGAGAGGAGCUGCAACUACGCGGUGGGGAACUGGGUGUGGGCGCCGGGCCACGCGCGGCGGUACAACGCAACCGAGUGCAACGCCAAGGAGAGCCACGACUGCAUCCGCAACGGGCGGCCCGACACGGGGUACCUCGACUGGCGGUGGCAGCCGGCCGGCGGGUGCCCGCUGCCGGCGUUCGACGCCGCAAAGUUCCUCUCGGCGGUGCGCGGCAAGCACGUGGCGUUCGUGGGCGACUCCAUGGCGCGGAACCAGGCGCAGUCCCUCAUCUGUCUCCUCAGCGCCGCGUUCCCGUACCGCCUCCUGUACCGGGACACCGGCCCGGGCCCGCGCAAGCACAACUUCUGGCGGUACGCGUUCCCGCACUACGACGUGAGGGUGUCCUUCUACUGGUACCCGUUCCUCGUCAGGGCCACGGGCAAGGCCGAGGACGAGCGCGUCCCCUACAACCACGUGCACCUCGACCAGCCCGGCGACCGGUGGGCCGCCGACGCCGACACCAUCGACGUCGCGGUGCUCGGCGCCGCGCACUGGCUGCUGAACGGCGCCAUCUAUUACAACGGCAGCGAGGUGAUAGGCGCCCACUACGCCCCCGCGGAGAUGAAUUACACUAGCGUUGGCUACGCGUGGCCGCUGCGCGUGGCGUACCGGGCGUCGGUGGAGCGGCUGAUGAGCACCGCCGCCGCCGGGCGGCCACGGACCGUGGUGCUGGCCACGUUCUCGCCGUCUCACUUCGAAGGGAAGUCGACCAACGACCCCACGGCGUGCGCCAAGACGGAGCCGUACAAGGAGGGGGAGAACGACAUGGAGUGGAUGUACAGGGAGGUGCGGGACAUCGUCUACGACGAGGCGAACGCCGCCAGGGCGAGGAACGGCAACGACAGCGCCACGAGGAUCGAGGUGCUGGACGUGUCGAAGCUGGCGUCCAUGCGGCCGGACGGGCACCCGGGCCUGUACAUGCACGACCACCCGUUCGCCAAUGGUAAGACGACGCAGGGGAUGUAUUCCGACUGCCUCCACUUCUGCCUGCCCGGCCCGGUCGACACCUUCAACGAGAUAUUGCUGCAGAUCCUGAGGAAGAGGUGGUGA
Miscanthus lutarioriparius is the source of this 1341-nucleotide messenger RNA. The record is from the annotation of a GenBank genome assembly. Lineage: Eukaryota; Viridiplantae; Streptophyta; Magnoliopsida; Poales; Poaceae.